CUUCUGGGAGAUGUAGUAUAAUUGGCUAGGGGACUAUAUUUCCCAGCGUGCAGGGCGGCACGGCCCUACGAUUGGCUAGUCAAUGUUUUUGAGGAUGAUGGCGGUCGGGGCGGAUGUGACGGCAGUGAAGUAGCCGGUGGUUUCCGGCAGCCCCGGUCGGUGAAGGUCGGACUGAUGGCGACGGUGGCAGCGGCGGGCGUCCUGCUGAGGGCGGGUGUUCGUCCGAGCCGCGCUCUGCAGCUGCUCCGGCGGAACCUGGGCCCCGCUCUCAUUGCCGGCUCCAUACCUCACAGGGGUGCGAGACAGUGGCAGCCUGACCCAGAAUGGCUGCGGCAGUACGAGGGUGCGGUUAUGUACCCAACCGAAAUUACUGCCAAAUGGAAACCACCCCCCUGGAACGACAAGGACCCCCCCAGAGACAGGAAGGUGAGCAACUUUGUCAUCAACUUUGGUCCCCAGCACCCGGCGGCCCAUGGGGUCCUGCGUCUCGUCAUGGAGCUGAGCGGGGAGUCAGUGAAGAAAUGCGACCCGCAUAUCGGCCUCCUGCACCGGGGAACUGAGAAGCUCAUUGAGUACAAAACCUACCUGCAGGCUCUCCCCUAUUUUGAUCGUCUCGAUUACGUCUCCAUGAUGUGUAAUGAGCAGUGCUAUUCCCUAGCUGUGGAAAAGCUGCUGAACAUCCGUCCCCCGGUUCGCGCCCAGUGGAUCCGAGUCCUUUUCGGUGAACUGACCCGGAUUUUAAACCACAUCAUGGCCGUCACCACCCAUGCCCUGGAUAUUGGUGCCAUGACCCCCUUCUUCUGGAUGUUCGAGGAGCGGGAGAAGAUGUUUGAGUUUUACGAGCGAGUUUCCGGAGCUCGGAUGCACGCUGCCUAUGUCAGACCCGGUGGGGUUCACCAGGACCUACCCCUGGGUUUAAUGGACGACAUCUACGAGUUCAUCAAGAAUUUCUCCAUCCGUAUCGAUGAGGUUGAGGAGAUGUUCACCAACAACAGGAUCUGGAAGAAGCGCACAGUGGAUAUUGGCAUCAUCAGUGCCGAGGAAGCUUUAAACUAUGGAUUCAGUGGUGUCAUGCUCCGCGGAUCCGGAAUCAAGUGGGAUCUCAGGAAGUCUCAGCCUUAUGAUGUUUAUGACCAGGUGGAAUUUGACGUCCCAAUUGGCAGCAAAGGAGACUGCUAUGACAGGUACCUGUGCCGAGUGGAGGAGAUGAGGCAGAGUCUGCGGAUCAUCCUGCAGUGUUUGAACAAGAUGCCCGAGGGUGAGAUCAAGGUUGAUGACGCAAAAGUUUCCCCACCGAAACGGAGUGAAAUGAAGACCUCAAUGGAGUCCCUAAUUCACCACUUCAAGUUGUACACUGAAGGAUUCCAGGUCCUCCAGGUGCUACGUACACCCGCCAUUGAGGCUCCUAAGGGCGAGUUUGGAGUUUACUUGGUUUCGGAUGGAAGUAGUCGUCCAUAUCGAUGCAAGAUUAAAGCACCAGGGUUGCCCACUUGGUAAGUUAGGAAGUGUA
Molecule: messenger RNA, 1510 nt
Organism: Stegostoma tigrinum
Lineage: Eukaryota; Metazoa; Chordata; Chondrichthyes; Orectolobiformes; Stegostomatidae
Gene: ndufs2
Product: NADH:ubiquinone oxidoreductase core subunit S2
Exons: 13
Coding region: 175-1497 (440 amino acids)
Biological process (GO): mitochondrial electron transport, NADH to ubiquinone
Molecular function (GO): NAD binding; quinone binding; NADH dehydrogenase (ubiquinone) activity
Source: RefSeq, a predicted model, not a curated record